This is a messenger RNA of Hypoxylon trugodes, 2209 nucleotides long. Its product is annotated as seryl-tRNA synthetase. Gene Ontology annotation, biological process: mitochondrial seryl-tRNA aminoacylation. Gene Ontology annotation, molecular function: serine-tRNA ligase activity; tRNA binding; ATP binding. The record is from RefSeq and is a predicted model, not a curated record. NCBI's taxonomy places the organism in Eukaryota, Fungi, Ascomycota, Sordariomycetes, Xylariales, Hypoxylaceae. Gene Ontology annotation, cellular component: mitochondrion. The transcript has a single exon. Bases 146 to 1813 code for a protein of 555 amino acids.
AAAAAGAGUGACGGAUGGUACGAGACUAGAAUUCUUUCUAUCACCUACAACUACAACCUCAAUACUCGACCUACGACACGUAUGUCUUUAUGUAUGACAAUUGGAUAGUAUUUCAAGGAAGUUAUCACAUUGAGACUCUAUUACCAUGAUAAAGAUGCCGAAGCCACCUUUUGUAUGCCUUCAGUGUCGUCUAAUUCGACCUCAAAGAAGGCAAUACAUUUUGCGCAAUUCUACGACAGCACGCCUAUUCACCAAUUCAACCUAUAGAUAUAGCGCUAGUACUAGCCCUAAUAGCACUACCUCUAACUACAAUGACAUACCUAUUUCAACCAGACCCCCAAGUGCCCCCAAACCAAAUGUCGACAUAAAGCACAUUCGUCAGAACCCCACGUUGUACGAACAAAAUUGUCUAGAGAAGAAUUACAAAACACAAAGCACUUAUCCCUCUCGCAUAAUUGAAUUAUUCACGCAAUGGCAAACAUGUCAACAAGAUGGUCGCAGUUUACGCGAGCGAAGCAAUGCCUUACGCCGCCAAAUCGCAAAUCCGGCUACCAUUCAGCACGAAGACGAUGAGACAGAAUCUAAAUCUGCAAAGACAACACCAAUACCCACCACCGCAACUACCGAAGAGAAUGUAAAGGCCAUGACAAAGGAACAGCUUAUGGAAGAAGCACGUGCUCUCAAAGAACAACUCUCGACGAUCGAAGAAGACGAAGCUCGGCUCGAGGCGCAAAUGACCGACCUAGCUCUCGCUAUUCCCAACUUAACAAGCCCAGAUACGCCUCGUGGUGACGAACCCCGCAUACUAAGCUAUAUAAAUGAGCAUCCGGAGCCACCAUCGUCAUCAUCGGAUCGCGUCUGGCGGUCUCACGUACAUAUUGGUUCCGAGCUCGGUCUUCUCGAUUUCGCCGGCGCCGCUACAACUUCUGGGUGGGGGUGGUACUACCUACUCGACGAGGGCGCGCAGCUAGAACAAGCCCUUAUAAGCUAUACUCUUGCUGUGGUAACCAAACAGGGGCUAGGGUGGCGGCAAGUCGCGCCCCCGAGCAUUGUAUACAAUCACAUCGCUGCGGCCUGCGGGUUUCAGCCACGCGACCAAAAUGGCGAGCAGCAGAUCUAUUCCCUAACGAGGUCCGCUGCCGACGCUGCGCGCGGCAAGCCGGAAUUAUGUCUCGCUGGUACAGCAGAGAUCCCGCUCGCAGGACUAAAAGCCAAUACUGUGCUGGAAGAAGCCGAUCUACCACUAAAAUACGUUGGUGCAUCGCGAUGCUAUCGCGCCGAGGCCGGGGCGCGAGGUGCCGAUACCAAGGGCCUGUACCGCGUUCACGAAUUCACCAAAGUCGAGAUGUUCGCAUGGACACCACCCGACAGCGACGCAACAACCGAAGUUUUUGACGAGAUGAUCGACCUGCAGACUGAAAUAUUGCAAGGUCUAGGUCUUCCAUGCCGCGUCCUCGAAAUGCCGACUGCCGACCUUGGCGCUUCGGCAUCGCGCAAAGUCGACAUCGAGGCGUUUUUCCCCAGCCGACGCAGUAGCGGUGCGAGUGAUGGCGGGUGGGGCGAGGUUACCAGUGCGAGCGUGUGUACGGAUUACCAGGCGCGAAGGUUAGCUACGCGAUCGCGCGGCCGCGGUGGCGCGAAAUUGGCGUACCCAUGGACCGUGAACGGGACGGCUUUGGCAGUACCCCGAGUCUUGGCUGCGGUUUUGGAGAAUGGUUGGGACGAGAACGAGCUGGCGGUUACGAUUCCCGAGUGCCUUAGACUGUGGAUGGAUGGAAGGGAGAAGAUUACUGUGAGAGAUCAUCGGAAAUAAGAGUCUAAACUUGAGAAACGUUUAUUAUUAGAGGUAAAUGACCACUGGUUUACCAAUACUAAUAAAAACGAAAAGAGAAGACAUGCAGACUGUGGCUGCAUGUGUAUCAAUAUCGCACCGAAGGAUAUGGAAAAGAAAUUAAAACGUGACACACAAGUUAGAACUAUCAAGUCACUUAAAUCAAUCAGUCAAUUGAUGUAGAAAAAAAUGUUUGAGUAUGGAUCCGUCAUCAUUAUCAUAAGUAAUAAUGCUAUGGAGAACCAAGACCUAUUCCCUUAAACAAAGCCACUCCAAUUCCUCCUACUCCUACACCCCUACUACUGCUACUCAUGGAUAAUAAAACAAUCUCAAUCUCCUCGAAAGCAGCAGCAAUAUGUAAUCAAUCGGCCACACCAG